CAGGGAGGAGGAGGAGGAGGAGGAAGUGUUUCUGGUUCUGUGGGAAUGUGAGCUUUCUCCCACUCUGUAAACAGCUGGUGACUCAUUGCAUAGCUAUGGCACCAAAGGGAUGCAUGGCCUAAGGCAUGCUGUGUGUGUAUGUGUACAUACACAGGGAAGGGAACUGAGCUUGUUUUGUUCCCGUCACAUCCCCGCUCUGCUUCCUUGACUUGACUUUCUCACCGAAAAACGUUUGGUGGGGGAGAGAGAGACCCUGCGGAUGCGCAACCUGCCUUCCACACGGGAGGUGCCUGGGGCAGCAGCAAGGAGGCUUCCAUGGUGCACGGCAAAGUCCAAACAUGAGGGCGGGAGAGGAGAGCUGCACAGGAAUGAGCAAGGGCUUGGGAAGGGCUCUGCAAAUCCAAGUUGCAAUUUCUGAGCAGUUCUGUCCAGGUGACCGUACCCAGGUUAUGACGACUAAUCCAAAACCAAACAAAACAUUAAAGGUCAAGGAGGAGUCGGGAGAGAACGCCCCGGUGCUCAGUGACGAUGAACUCGUGUCGAUGUCUGUGCGGGAGCUGAACCAGCACUUGAGAGGUCUCACAAAAGAGGAGGUCAUCCGCCUGAAGCAGCGGCGGCGCACACUUAAGAACCGGGGCUACGCCGCCAGCUGCCGCAUCAAGCGUGUGACGCAGAAGGAGGAGCUGGAGAGGCAGCGGGUGGAGCUGCAGCAGGAGGUGGAGAAGCUCGCCCGGGAAAACAGCAGCAUGAAGUUGGAGCUGGACGCCCUGCGCUCCAAGUACGAGGCGCUGCAGACCUUUGCCCGCACUGUCGCCCGGGGGCCCAUCACUCCGACCAAAGUUGCCGCCACCAGUGUCAUCACCAUCGUGAAGUCGGCAGAAAUCUCGUCCGCUUCUGUGCCAUUUUCAGCAGCCUCCUAGUGUCCAGAGCGGCAGAACUAGCAGCCCUUUUGGAAGGGAGAGUAGGAUCUCGCUGAUGGGUUUAGAAGCCUGCCUUCCUGAAAGAUCAGCAAUCCAUUUUCUCCCCCAAAGCUACCAAGGGGACUCUGCAAAGGGGGAAACUAAUGGGCUGUUCUUGCUGUGGGCACUUCAAGUUCUGUCAAGCCGCUGAAAUGGGAAUGCCAUAUCGAGUAGUAGGUAUUGCACGAGGGGUCUUGCACAACUCCUCCUCACAGCCUCUUUAAGUCCCUGGCAGCUCCCCAAUCGAGAGAAGACACCGGGGUAUUCUCCAGAACAUUUUGGCGUGAAACUGAACCACUCAGAAACGGAUGGCCUGGCAGAAUUGACAGGCAAGUUGAAUAAAUGAAGAACAGCCUCUUCCUUCUUUCAGAAAAAUAAAUAAAUGUCCGAUUGUAGUCAGCUUUAUGUCAGUCACAGAAUGGGCAAUUGGCUCCGGAGCAGCUUUUGCUGAGAGUUCAUCAGAAUGUCAUAGAACAAUGUCUAAUCUCUCCAGUUAUGGAAACACCUUCACAGGUGAAUUUCCAUCUUUGAUGUGGUUAUCUCCCCUCCCCUUUGCCGUGUGGCCUAGCAAACAGAGCAGUAUCUACAAUGCAAAAAACGUCUCUAGCUACUUCCCCACAAUGUGCCUGUGAGUCAGAUGUCUUUUUAAAAAUGUAGUCUUGUUACUUCUAAACCAAUAUUCUCUCUCUCUUUCUCUCUCUCUUUCUCUCUCUCUCUCUCUCUUGCUUUCUCUCUCUCUUUCUCAUAACAAUAACUAUUAGAUCUAGACUGAACAAUGCUGCAGAGAAAAGGAAAUGGGAAAGUGUUAAGAGUGUGGGGAUGGGGGUGAGUUGUAAAAAAGAGAGAGAUACUGUUAACGGCAGGAAGCCCGUGCUCUGACAAGGUGUUCUCUUACAGGGUCUGCUAAAAGGCCUGUAAAGCAGAAGCAUGCAGGAGAAGACAAGAAAGGUUCACAUAAGAGACAGAAACAAGUGUGAUGUCAACACAAAGCCUUAACUUAUCCUCUUUCUGACUUCACGAGAGCUCUUUUCGGUGCUCUUUAAUGCCAAAAGACAACGUAUGGCAAAGAUGUCCUUGGACGAGCUGCCUAGUAGAUGUAAAUAUCUACAAGGGAACAGAUCCUUGGAGUUAAUCUCCAGACCAGGGCAUAGAUAAUGAUGCCAAGGAAUGCAAGAAGGUUUGAAAAUGCAGGAAGGUUUCUUUCUCAAGUACCGUAAUUGCAAAGUUGGGAUGGGGGAUGGUGGAGAAAUGUGUUUCGUGGAUCUGAGUUGGUUCGUGGUGGGGAGGGCAGAAGAGGACUUGGGAGGUGGGGUAGAAGAGUGGAGGGAGAGGAAAGCAGAGGUUUUUUGAAUUUAGUGGGGAAAGAGAGGAGUUAAAAGUUUGUAAAUGAGUUUGUAAAAUCCAAGGAUGUAAGGGAAAGCAACAGGUUUUCAGAUUUAAUGAAAAGGAAGGACCUCAUACAAGUUGACAUAAGCUGUGCCUGCAAGACAAGUAAUCUUCAGCUUCAGCUUCCUUAGCAAAAGGUACUCCUUUAAGGUUCCCAGAUAAAAAGGGGGAGGACCCUGAGGCUUGGAGCCCAAAUGCCCCAUGUGGCAACAUUUUAGAUGGACUACACCAUUUUAGACUGCUGGUGUAAGCUAGAACCUUUUGAAUGCUGCCUCCCCACCAGAUACUCAACACAUAAACCCCAACUAAGAUGCCAGUGUAAAAGAUACCCUGGAAUUUCUCCCUGACUUGCUCCUUUUGGGGGGUGGCAUCCUUUUACAGGGAGGAAGCUCUGUUUUGCACAUUAUCCGCCGCUCUGUAUAUUGAUAACAGGGCUGGAGAACUUCCAAAACAGAGCUGAACCAUUGCAUAUUGCUGGUGGGGCAAUCUGUGAUGUGGAUUUGAACCAGGGCGGGCCGGUGAAAAUGCUGGUGGCGAUUUAAACCCUGUACGUGUUCCCAAAUAGCCAAUGCCAGGAAGAGAAAUAACUUCACUCAAGCUCCCUUGGCACACUCACUCUCACUCUGUGUGUGCAUUUGCUGCUGCAGGAGUGAUACUCUGCCUGACACCAUUAUCAUUGAUGGUGGUAAGCAGAGACCACACUCCCCUUAGUGGAGUUAGGAACAUGGAUGGUGUAUCACCCAUGGCAGUUGGGUGCAUGUACAGGGCAGAUCCUUUACCAGUGCUGCCACUAACACCUACUGUGUCUACACUCAAUAAGAGUUAGCAGGAUUGCACACUUGCAACAACCGUAAGGAAAAUAAAACAAAAACCCAAGUCAUUUAUUCCAGACUUAAAUUCCUACCAGCCCACUGUUCCAGUGGCUUAUUUUCUGAGUCUUGAGAUGUGACCUUUUUAAGGAUUACCUCAUUUCUUUCUAGGCCUCACAUUACCCUCUAGAAGGCAAGUUGAUGUCCUGUGUUUUAACCCAUGCCUUUUUUGACCCCCUCAGCAAAGGUUGAGGAAGAAAAAAAAUAGCACAUCUUAUUUCCUGUAAAAAAUUAUUUUGGAAAAUGCCCUGGAUCUCUGCAAGCUUCUUUAGUUCUUAAAGCGGAGAAAGGUUUUAGAUAAUUUGCACUGUUGGAGCUUUGGAAAACAAGUAGGGCUGGCCAUUAUGGGCUUAAGGAUGCCUGGAUGCUUAUGGGCUUAAGGAUGCCCCACCCCAGAAUUUACUCUCCAGAAGGAAACCUCUGUCCGCAGCCCAGGACCAUCUCAUAGCUGAGCGAUGGGGAAUUUGUGGCCCUCCAGAUGUUGCUGGACUACAGCUCCCACAAUCCCUCAUUUGUAGCCUUGUUGGCUGGGGCAGAUGGGAAAUGGUGCUCAACCAUAUAUGUAUGGCCACAGGCUGUCAUAGCCAGGACCCUGGAAACAAGAGGAUAGUGUUAACCUCUGUUUCAUCAUAGAGAUAACAAAAGACUAGACUUGCUCAAAAGCUGCCGUACGAAGGGCAUCGCCAAUAGCAGCUGCUACGUUGACUCCACAAAUUGUUCUGUACAGGCUGCGCCCAGUUAAUGACCACCCUACAGUGCUAGAAUCCCAUAGAUGUACAGCUCUUGGGUUUCCAUGAAUGUGUUUCAUGGGGUUUCCUUUCAGAAUAAGACAGAGACACAGACAUUUUCUUGAGUAGUGUUUCUUUGCAACUGAGUAAUCACCUGCCUGCCACAGUUCUAGGAAAGUCGGCCAGAGGUGCAGGCAAGCAAUUGCUGAUUUUUAAAAAAGAAACUGGUAGGAGACGUUCCAACAACAUUCUAACUGAAAUUGUGUUUGCAGCCAGCGGAAUUAAGGCUUCAGCCUUAUGGUUUAGUAGCCCCUAGCAGCUGUGUGUUUCCCACCAACUAGUUUUCUGCUUACUCUCCCCAUGGGGUAGUUGCUGGAAAACCUCCUCCUCCAUAGGUGGUCUGCAGGCACAUGAAGCAUCUAGAAUUUGCCAUGGAUAAUACGCUAAUCUCUGAGGGAGUGACCUCAGUCUGAUCUCUGCCGUUAAUUUGAGAGCUAACAGCAGCUUCUGUGAGGCAAAGUGACAUCAAACAAACAAACCAACACCAGGACUAUGUACCUUUGUAAUUUGAUCAGGAGCAAGAGGCCAAAGGCAUUAUUAAAGCUGUUGUUACCAUAGCCAUGGUAGGUAAUCCAUAUUGGAUAUCAUUUAAGGACCAUGUGGAAAUAUUUGAGAGACACACUUAUAGAAACAUAUAUAUAUAUAAAUAUAUAUAGAUAUAUAUAUAAUAAAUGCAUAAUUAUAUACAUUUUAUCGUACAGAUUUUUUUGUAAAAGAUAUUGUCUGGGUUGUUGUCUUUUUUAGUGUGGUAUAUUGUCAUUUUCUUAUUUAAAAAAAAAGAAGUCUGCUUCCAAGAGAGAGUGGGGAGGAGAGAAGAGCCGAUAGUUUUCUCUGACGAGUCAGGAAUAUGACGGAAGGAAUCUGAAAGCUUUGUUUAGUUUUAUUUCUCACCUACUUUUUCGACACCUGUGGCUGCAGCCAGAGAUAUCUAUUGGAAAGACCUUCCUCUCAAAAGUCUGUACACCGAAAGGAAUGGGAAGUUCAGGAGACCUGAGCAAAUUGUGCCAUCAGUCACUGCAGGAAUGUGUAUCCUUAGCCUGCCCUACAUGCAUAUGCUUACGUAGGCAAUUCCUGCUUCCACCAUCCUGAGCUUCAUUUCUCCAUACAUGAAAAGAUGUUCAAUGUAUGCUUUGGCUUUUCUGAGUCUUGCUGCGACUUGUGCCCAGCUCAGUGGCCCUUCCAAAGGAACUGCUCAGUGGUUUGUGGUCAGAUUUGUCCGUCUUCCAUUCUGCCUUUAAUGGUGCCCUAAAUUUGGCUCCUGGGGUAUCUCUUCCCGCCUCAGCUUACCUUCAUGUGAGGUUAACAAUCCAGCUGUUCUCUGCUAGGUCUGGCACAUCUUUGCCCAUCCAGCCUCCAGGACCUGUUAGAGGAGCCUCAGAAACGCAUGCACGACACUGUUGCAGUGCUUGAUGUCCACAUUGGGUAUGACUUGCCAUUUGGGGUUCUGGGGCCUGCCUUGUUUUCCACUGGGGCUGAACUCUCUCCCUCAAUGCUAGCAUGUCUAAGAGGGGCAGAUGAUUGGGCAGAAUGAAACAUCCCAUGGACUAAUUUCGGUCCACUAGCAGCCAGUUGCACUGUUCCGAUCCUUGCUGCUGUUUGGCCAGACCAACUGCCUUUCUUGGAAGGCUUGCUCAGUAUUGGAGCUGUGUUUAGGCUACCAUGAUGGUCUCAUUCUGGACUGUACCAGGUUCCAUGGGGGGGGGGGUGGAUCAUGAUUUUGAAUGCACUGAACACUCCUCACUUGCAGUAACCAUGCGGAUGAGGGAGAAAACCAUGCUAAACCUUUCUCCCUUCCAUGCUGGCUUACUACACACAGGGGAGUUUAAAAAAACAGAAACAAAUGAGGGAGUAUCAAAGAAAUUGACCUUCCCCACAGAUUGUGCAGGCCUGCCAUCUCAAUCUGCAUCAUGUAUUCCCAGAUCCCAUUAGCCGCAGCCCAUUAUGGCCAGGGAUAGUGAGCGUUGUCCUCUUAACAACAUCUGGAGGACAGCAGGUCGGGGAAGGCUGCCAUAAGACAUGGCACUUCGAUAUUUGAAAGCUAACAAGCUGGAUUGUUUAAUCUUGCAGUGAAGGAUGUGCAACUUCCUGAGAAAUUGGUAACUGGAGCAGUCAGCAGUGAGGUUUCUUAAUGUGAGAAAUCAGAAGGGAAUUCAGGUUUACUCCCGUGGCCUAAAGCCAAGAAGUGAAGCCCUUCCCUUCCCCCUCCCUUUUCAAGUCUUUUUAAGCUUUACCACUAUUUGGUUUUAAUGUUUAAGUUUUUUGUCCCUACCUCCAUAGACACAGGAGUGUUUUCCCACUGAUAGCUGACCAUAAUGCUUUUCUUUCCCCCAUUUUCACUGAUCCUUGAAAAAUUAUAGGAAAGUUUCUCUCUUUUUUUAUCACCUGUUCAUUCUGUCUUCUGUGGUUUUACUUGAUUAUUUUCAUUUCAAUAUUUAUUUUUCGUGCGCUGCUUUUUUAUUAUGAAAUAAAUUAUUGAUAUAUCAAGUAAUGUGGGUGCCUGUUUCGUAAGGCAUAUUCACUGUGUGUGUGCGUGUCCAAUCUACUUUUCUCUUGACAAAAAAAAAACUUACAACACAAUGUUAAUUUAUUGCUGUACAUUUUAAGCUGCAAUGACUGGUUUUUUUGUUUGGUUGGUUUUUUUGUACCUUUCCAAUAAAGCAUUUUCUGGUUUCAGAUUU
Messenger RNA from Zootoca vivipara (common lizard), 6680 nucleotides. It is a transcript of the gene MAFK, whose product is annotated as MAF bZIP transcription factor K. Gene Ontology annotation, molecular function: DNA-binding transcription factor activity, RNA polymerase II-specific; RNA polymerase II cis-regulatory region sequence-specific DNA binding. Gene Ontology annotation, biological process: regulation of transcription by RNA polymerase II. The record is from RefSeq and is a predicted model, not a curated record. NCBI's taxonomy places the organism in Eukaryota, Metazoa, Chordata, Lepidosauria, Squamata, Lacertidae. Gene Ontology annotation, cellular component: nucleus.